UCCUCGGCGCCUCUUUCUUAACUUUUUCGGUUCUUUCACCGAUCCCGCCAUCUUUUCCCUGGGUUCCUUCCGUCACGCCCUUCUGCAAUUUUCUUCCUUCCUUUCCUUCGUAAAGAUUUUCCAUAUGACCAUUUAGCGCGUCGUCUUUAGGUGACCAAGAUGUCGGACGCGUUGAUCAACGGCGUCGCUGGAGCCGGAGCUGGCAUUGUCGCGCAGUUGAUCACGUACCCACUCCAAACAGUUAAUACUCGUCAGCAGACAGAACGCCAGCCAAAAGAUGCCUCUGGAGAAGAACUGUUAAUUGCAUCCAAGAGGUUGGCAAAGAGGAAUUUGGGAACAAUAGGACAAAUAUGCCAGGUUAUAAAACAGGAAGGAUGGGGACGUUUGUAUGGUGGCCUUAUGCCUUCCUUAGCUGGUACAGCAGCAUCACAGGGCGUUUAUUACUAUUUCUAUCAAAUAUUCUGGACCAAUGCAGAAGCUGCAGCUAUCAAUCGUUUCAGUAAAGGAUCUGGUGAUGGAACUGUUGGAAUAUUUUCCUCACUUCUUGUUGCAGCAUUAUCUGGGUGCUUGAAUGUGCUUUUGACAAAUCCAAUAUGGGUUGUGGUUACUCGCAUGCAGACACAUACAAAAGUUUUGAAGAAAAACCAGGCUGAUCCUCUGAAAAGAAUCCCUCCUGAAGCACCCCAGAUUUCUCCACUUGAACCUUCUUCUCCUUUUGGAACAAGUCAUGCGGUUCAGGAAGUGUAUGACGAAGCUGGAGUUUUGGGUUUCUGGAAGGGUGUGGUUCCAACUCUAAUCAUGGUGAGCAAUCCUACUUUACAAUUCAUGCUGUAUGAAACCAUGCUGAAGCAACUAAAGAGAAGACGUGCUUUGAACAAGAAAGGACGAAACGGGGCCACUGCCUUGGAGAUUUUCCUUCUUGGAGCAAUUGCAAAACUUGGAGCGACUGUUGUCACAUAUCCCCUUCUUGUUGUUAAGUCAAGACUUCAAGUAAAGCAAGUUUCAGGGGCUGACAAGCGGCAUCACUACAAAGGUACUCUUGAUGCUAUUGGGAAAAUGAUUCAACAUGAGGGCUUUGGUGGCUUUUACAAAGGAAUGAACACUAAGAUUGUGCAGAGUGUGCUUGCUGCUGCAAUCUUGUUCAUGGUCAAGGAAGAGCUUGUAAAGGUAGCUCGGGUGCUUGUGACAGGCAAUGUUGGCCUCGUUGAAAAGGUGAAAACUAGAACGUCUUAGUAUGUUAUUAUAAACCUUGGUUGCAUCAUAGAUGCUCCCAAUUGUAUUCGUCCGGUGAGAAAAUUGGCUCCCUUGUGAUAUAGCUUAGAAAUAGCACAUAAAAAAUAUUGGAGGACUUCCAAUAGAAUGAAUGGGCAACUACCCAAGAUUCUAGUUGCAAUUCUAAACAUUGUGUGUCUCUGAUAUUUCAGAGUCUGCAAAUGACAGUGACUCAAUUGAUUUUGCAGUAAAAUAGAUUUCUUGGAAGUUA
This is a messenger RNA of Nymphaea colorata (pocket water lily), 1483 nucleotides long. RefSeq names its product peroxisomal nicotinamide adenine dinucleotide carrier. The record is from RefSeq and is a predicted model, not a curated record. The coding region runs from base 160 to 1233 and encodes 357 amino acids. The transcript is spliced from 12 exons. Gene Ontology annotation, biological process: transmembrane transport; nucleotide transport. NCBI's taxonomy places the organism in Eukaryota, Viridiplantae, Streptophyta, Magnoliopsida, Nymphaeales, Nymphaeaceae.